ACCUGUGCGUGUACGCCGCAGAGUGAUGCCGUCACCCACCCACCUUGCCAGUCGUCAUCUGGUAUCGACCACGUGCGAAUCCAUCAGUAGUCAGUCAGUCAUCGCUGCCCGUACCAUCAGCUCGUCUGAUCGCCGCUGCCGCCGUCCGUGGUCCGUCGUGGAUUGGAUUGGAGGAAAGACAAUGUCCUGGGAUUGUCUGCCGCUGGAGCUCCUGGAGCACAUCUUCCAGAAUCUGGACUUCGACGAGCGGAAACCGCUGUCGCUGGUUUGUCGCCGAUGGAACCAGGCGGUGUAUUCCCGUCCGCUAUGUCGCAGUUUGUGUAUCGAGCUGAGUCGAGGGGUUUGGGAACAGGGCGGAGUGGCAGAGCAGGUGACGGUGGUGGAUGACGCAGUGGUGGAGGCUAGUGAGCGAGAUUAUCGUACGGUUUAUGUUAAAUGGUGUAGAGAUACGAGUGAAGAGGUGCUGACGUCGAUAAGUCGGUUGUUGGGAGUGUUGGAUGAAAAGUGCUUGCUGGAGGGAUUAAUCAUUGAUGCGCCCCUCGGUCAUGGGCUGUGCGAAUUUUUCCGAACGCAUAGUGAGUUGUUGGCGCGAAUUCGGAAGCUCCAAGUAUCUACCGGAACAAAGGAUAAUGGAUUAAAGGCGGAUGUAUGUGUCCUGAAGAUGGACCAGUUGGAGACACUCUUUUGGAGAGAAAUAGUAUCAGGAGUUCACGUUCACAAUAAGGGACCCUUAUUCGUGAUAGAUGCACCUAAGCUUCACACCGCUAUCGUGAAGUUCGGUGAUUCAGAUUUAGAUAGAAGGAUUGCAUGGCAUAACGGAUUUAUGGAGCUUGGUCAGUGUGCGAGUCUCAAAACAUUGAAGGUACAUCUACACCCUCGAAUGUGGAACAAUUUCUUCAAACAGAGCUUGGAAGCCCUGGAAGAUCUGACAAUCUACCAUAGAGUAGAGGACGAGUAUGCCCGUGACUGGGACUGCAUGUUCUCCAAUAUGCCAAACUUGGCAUCGCUUAGAAUGAGAAAAGUCAACGAUGUGAUUCUAAACGCCAUAAAUCGCCACUGCCUCCAGCUACGUGUACUGUUAUUGGACAACGUAGAUCUAACAGACGGAUUUCUCUCCGUUGAUAGAAUAUUUCCACGACUUGAACAUCUCCGGUUGGAAACAGCUGAAAUCCAUUCCAAUAAGACUCUCUACCUGCCCGUUCUAAAGGAUCUCGAAUGGUUCAACGUUAAGAACCAAAGUGAACAAUCGCUAACUUUGGCCGCGCCAAUGCUUCGAACCCUUCGUCAAAUCCGGGACGAAGCCCCGGAUUUCAUCCUAACCACCAAGUCCCCACUGGAAAAACUUCAACUCGACCUGCACGAAUCGGACAUCCCAGAACACUUCUUCCAACCAUUCCCGAACAUGCGAGAGCUGAGCAUUCGCGUCAGCUCGGCUUGUCCAGAACUGGACCGGAUGAUUCCGCACUUCCGGAACAUCACCGAGUUUGUGCUGAUUGCGUACAACGCUCCGCUGCAGUGCGAUCAGCUGCUGAACGAAAUGUUAAAACACUGCAACAACGUCACCUCGAUGACCUUAUGCGGCUUCAGCCCGAACUUGGAGCUGUCCUUCCCGGUGUUCGCUCAGAUCUUCCGGAAUCCAAAUCUGAAGUCGCUGAAACUAUUCGGAUUGACCGUAACGGGGAACUCGUUCCCGGUGCAGAUCCACCCCGGGCUGGAAACCUUCGAGCUACGCCAGGUCAAGGUGAUGGACGUUGCAUUCGGCGCAUACGUCUUUCCCUCGGACGACAGCCGAGUAGUGUGCCUCAAGAGCGACGAAUGCUGCAGCUACUCGUCCAGUGAUUGCGAGUGAAGGCCAAACAACAGCGCGCGACCGCUAAACGGGCGGUCGUGUGUGUGGCGAUGAUAUGGCGUGCGUGCUCUACUCGAAUGGUUGUUUUUAGUUACACGAGUUUAUUUUUUACGAAUCUAAGUCGCAGUAUUUAUUUGAUUAUGGUCGCAAAACACAUUAUCGUCUCUUCAAGAGCAUUUACUUUAUUUCCGGCAAAACGCUGUAAGCAUAAAAUGUAAGCAAAGCUUGCCUUUCUAACCCUGGUGGUGGAAAUUUGAACUAACGAGAAGAAUACUGAUUCAAAGCUCAUCCAACAUUCAUGAGAAGACGCUGACAAUAAAUGAAGUUUGAUUUGGAUUUAUGAGAAGAUUACAGAGUACAUCUAUUACCUAAUUAAACGAGGGUUCAUGCACGUACAGUUUAGCAGUCAAGAAGAGUGACUUAUUUUGCUCCACAAUUCUCGUCAACAUAGGAAAUGUAAAACAGUUUUGUAAUAUCUCAGGAAUCGUCGUUACCUCAAGCAAAAUAGACAAAUGCGCAAACAUACACCAGUAAGCGGUACAACCAGCACUGCCUGUUAAUGCAGACACCAAACAAGAAGAUCAUACAUCAGUCAGCUAUUUAGUUUAGAACGAGAUUUUGACGGGCAUCUUUAGUUCUGUUAAAAGCAGAUCAGUUUUUUUCCUUACUUAUCUACCAGAACAGGUCAAGAAAGAAGUCCAUUCCAUAAGAACGGUUGAACACAGCCAAAAUGAUGUGGAAUAAAAAAUAAUAGUAAUGUGAUUA
Molecule: messenger RNA, 2614 nt
Organism: Aedes albopictus (Asian tiger mosquito)
Lineage: Eukaryota; Metazoa; Arthropoda; Insecta; Diptera; Culicidae
Exons: 2
Coding region: 26-1849 (607 amino acids)
Biological process (GO): SCF-dependent proteasomal ubiquitin-dependent protein catabolic process
Cellular component (GO): SCF ubiquitin ligase complex
Molecular function (GO): protein binding
Source: RefSeq, a predicted model, not a curated record